This is a messenger RNA of Chilo suppressalis (striped riceborer), 1128 nucleotides long. The record is from the annotation of a GenBank genome assembly. Lineage: Eukaryota; Metazoa; Arthropoda; Insecta; Lepidoptera; Crambidae.
UGCAAAAUAUGAAAUGAAUAGGUAUAAUUUAAAAGAAAAUAUUGAAACUAAAUUGGAGUUUCUGUGUUGGUAUUGCAGCACUGUAGACAUUCAGUCUGUGUCGUUUUGUUUUUUAUUCCAACUACAAACAAUAUUAUUUGUGUUCUUUCCAUGGUACUUUUGUUAUUAUGUACACACGUUUUUCUUUUCUGUACAGAACACAGUGUUUGUUUGUUGCAAUUUUUGUUUGGAGCUUGAUAAUGUACGCAUAGACGUUGUGAAGUUGGAACGUGUCAAUUUUGACACUUGUGUCUUUUAACACACACGUUCGCUCGAUGCCGCUCGCCUGUGUUUACCUUUAUAGCUGCGUUCUAGGUGGAGCAAUUUUUUACAUAGCAUGAAGACCCUGCAGCAGAGUCGUGCCAUCAUAGCGACCGCCAUCCUUGGUGUCAUAGUGUCAACAUACGCUCUGUACGUCGAGAUGGCAGCUGAAAGCAAGCCUGGUUAUAAGGCCUUGUGCGACAUUUCCGAAUACGCCAGCUGUUCGCGUGUCCUCACGUCGGAGUAUUCCAAGGGCUUUGGGAUUAUCCCCAAGGAAUCUGCGUUGGAAGUGCCGAAUUGCAUUUAUGGCACGUUGUUCUACUGCUUCAUGAUAUUUUUAGCCACCUUCGACCACAUUGGCGUUAACAGACUUCAACUCUUGCUGUCUCUUGUUUCGUGUGCUUCAAGUGUAUACUUAGCUUACCUUUUAGCAUUUGUUCUCCAUGAUAUUUGUUUAGUGUGUAUAUCAACAUAUUUUAUCAAUGGUUUACUACUUUGGCUUGUUUAUAACAAAAACAAACAGUUAGUGGAGAAGAAAAAAUAAUGUAUGAAUAAAAAGUUGUAUUAUUACUUGAUAAUAAAGCUUAUUUUGUGAUAAUAGCGCCAUCUGUAGCACUGUAAGACAAUUUUAGAAAAAGCAAGGUAACGCCAUCUGUGUUCGUUAUUUGCUUUUCGUUUAUGUGGACAUCGUGCUUUUUUUUCUAGGGCCCUCUAGCGUAGAGUAGAUGUACUAGAACUUUAUUGUUUAUUGCAUAGAGAGCGCUUUUAUAACAUAAUAUACAUUUGAAUUUAAAAUAGAAUGAAAAAAUAAAUAUGCAUUAUUAAAAA